CUGCUGGUGGUGCUGGAACAAGGCCCAGGCUGUCCUCGGGGAGAAAAACUGAUUGCUCACAAUCAGCUCCACGGGAUACAGCAUACAGGGAGAAUCGCCACCCAAGCAGAAGAUAGCUUUUUUCAAGAUCAUGGGAGACAAAGAACUGCCUGGUGUUUUGAUCUUUGAAAUUGGAGGUGCAUUUGGUGUACUGGAAAGCCAUGUGGAGUUCCUUAAGAAACGCUUUAAUCUCAUCACCAUGAAAGAGUUUCACAGAAGCAAGGAAGAACUUUGUAACAAGAUCAAGUCUAUUUUUGUAUUUGACUGCAGACCUCUCAUUGACCGAGAGCUUCUUGAAAGCCUGCCCAGUUUAAAAGUGGUUGGAAAUUCAGGGGUGGGAGUGAAUCAUUUUGAUUUGAAAAUGAUCUCUAGCUUUGGAGUAAAAGUAACCAACACUCCACAUGCUGUUUCUGACUCUACAGCAGACAUAGGCAUGGCCUUAAUGCUAGCAUCUGCAAGAAGACUAGUGGAAGGUUGUCACAUUGCAACAGCUCCAGAUACCACACACUUUGCUAUUGACUGGCUAGGAGUAGAAGUCACUCGGGCCACUCUUGGUAUCAUUGGGAUGGGCAGCAUUGGAUAUAAGGUGGCCAAGAGAGCAAAAGCUUUUGACAUGAACAUUCUUUAUCACAACAGGAACCGUAGAAAAGAGGAAGAAGAACAGGCAGUUGGUGCCACUUAUUGUAAACACAUAGAAGACUUGCUCCAGCAGUCUGACUUUGUGAUGUUAGUUGUGAAUCUGACAUCUGAGACUCACAAGCUCAUUGGGAAGAGGGAACUAGAGCUAAUGAAACCCACGGCUACUCUCAUCAAUAUCUGCAGAGGUGCAGUAGUUGAUCAAGAUGCCUUAGUAGAAGCGCUCCAAAAUAGAGUUAUUAAGGCUGCAGCUUUGGAUGUGACAUACCCUGAGCCAUUGCCAAGAGAUCACCCCUUAUUGCAAUUGAAUAAUGUUGUUAUAACUCCUCACAUUGGAACAGCUACUGUGCAAGCCAUGCGUAUGAUGACAGAAGAAGCAGUAGAAAAUAUUCUGGCUGCUCUCAAUGACCUCCCCAUUCCUAGUGAAGUGAUCCCCAAAUGAUUUGAGAGAGAACAUGAAUAAUUAAUAACUGAUCAGCAAAAGGACAUUAACCUCUAAAUAACAAUGCAGUAUGGCAAUAUCAAUAUCAUCGUCGUUUUCAGUUAUGUGCUCCCAUAUUGCAACUAUUUUCUGUAAUUAUAUUCUUACAUAAAAGAACUAACAAAGUUA
Messenger RNA from Rhineura floridana, 1285 nucleotides. RefSeq names its product probable 2-ketogluconate reductase. The transcript is spliced from 6 exons. Gene Ontology annotation, cellular component: cytosol. The record is from RefSeq and is a predicted model, not a curated record. The coding region runs from base 131 to 1117 and encodes 328 amino acids. Gene Ontology annotation, molecular function: hydroxypyruvate reductase [NAD(P)H] activity; glyoxylate reductase (NADPH) activity; NAD binding. Lineage: Eukaryota; Metazoa; Chordata; Lepidosauria; Squamata; Rhineuridae.